AUUCGAAAUCGAGGGUAUAUGAAAAAAUGGAUUAUACAAGAGAAAAAUAAUCAUUUUCAAAUACGCUAAAAUGCAUCGUUACAAACCUAUAGAAAAUCUGUCGAGAAACUGACAAAUUAUUCGCUUUGAUCGCUUUGGUAAUUCCACGCUUUACAAAUCCUAUUACAUCAUCCGUUAAAAGGGAUCAGAUAUUACGCAAUAAAAUUUCAAAAGCCAAAAUCAAAGUCGACUCUUAUUUUAAUUAAAAUUCCAAUCAAUGAGAAGCAGAUUACGUUUCUCUACCCUGGAUGUAUCAAGUGUGGUGGCACGCAAAAAUCCGAUACCGUCUCAUAGGUUCGGGCCAAUUAACCCAAGAAGAUCCGGUCCGAAUCUUGGUCUUCGCGGUUUCGUCCAUUGGCGCGGGAGAUGUCGAAGGACGCAUGGAGGUGGAGGAAUAGACAAGGUUGAAACGAAAGGUAGAAAAAGCUGGUGUUGGUGGAUCGCAAGGGUGCGGUUGCCUAGCUACUACGUGACGUCAUCUGUGACGCAGUCGAACAAGAGGAAACAUCCGCAUCGGAGUGACAAGGAUGUGCGAUAGGGAGCGAGGUCACUGCGUCAUCAUCCACGGGGAUCCACUGAGAAGGUGGAUUGACCAGAUUAAACGUAUCUUUUCUUCGAGUUCGCACCGAGACCUUUUCUACUCACGGGGCUAAUUUCAUCUAGCUGGAAAGAGCUGACAGAAAUGUAAAACACAUCGAGCAGAAAAUAUGCCGCUUCCGGUAUGCGCGUAGAUUAUUUCCGCUACCGGAUACUAGCGUUUGGUAUAGCAUUUUGGCCUAUUGGUAUAGCACGCGUAAACGUCUGAUCGUAGUAGCGUGGAACGACCUACGGCUUGACACGAGAAACGUUGAAGGGAUUUGAUGUUCUGCCAUUAUUUGAUUCUCGCCUAUUGCGUAAAAUUGAUGUUUCUAUUAACUACAAUAAGUGUUUCAAUACAUUA
Messenger RNA from Bombus impatiens (common eastern bumble bee), 979 nucleotides. RefSeq lists its product as uncharacterized. The transcript has 2 exons. The record is from RefSeq and is a predicted model, not a curated record. NCBI's taxonomy places the organism in Eukaryota, Metazoa, Arthropoda, Insecta, Hymenoptera, Apidae. The coding region runs from base 257 to 577 and encodes 106 amino acids.